Messenger RNA from Gregarina niphandrodes, 5529 nucleotides. RefSeq lists its product as hypothetical. NCBI's taxonomy places the organism in Eukaryota, Apicomplexa, Conoidasida, Eugregarinorida, Gregarinidae. The coding region runs from base 1 to 5529 and encodes 1842 amino acids. The record is from RefSeq and is a predicted model, not a curated record. The transcript is spliced from 2 exons.
AUGCCUGGGAAAAUGCGGGACAAGCGACCACUAGUUCAGGACCACUUGAUUCUGGACCCCCAAAAUCAAUGUCUCAACCGGCUGCCAGUGUCUGUACCAGGACGCGGUGCCGCUGAACCAGAAUCAAGAGCCACCCGCCAUAUGGGUGUUGAGGGGGAGGAGUAUGAUUCUGCCCGAAGGAAGACGUCCCUGCAGGAGAUCCGAUCUGUUGGGAGGCGGGAAAUGGGUACCAAUAGGCUGGAUAAGGAUCCUGAUGUAUUGAGGCAUAUAUGCCAGCAACCAUACAAGCGCACGUUACCCUGGAGGGUAGAGCGAGUGUACUUGAUUCGAGACGACUAUGCCGCGGUUGUCCUUUUGGUUUCCAAGCACGGUAUUUUCGGCAUGGAUAUGAGAGGCAAGGCGCUAUUGAAUAUUUCUGUGGAAGGUAGUGAGAGUUCAGCCGUUUAUCACGAGCCAACCAGGAAUGAUGCAGCCGCUACAGGCCCUGCGCCCGCUACAGCCGCCAACCCAUGGCUGAUAUCUUGGGACAGAAACAUACUGUGGAUACAUGGGUAUGGCCGUCUGCACAUUCUUGGUCUUUCGACACAGGAGUAUGUUUGUCUACCGGAACCGAACCGACCCCCCGAGUCUCUAAGGGUCUACUGGAAUCCCCGCAAUCUGUGUUUGCUGUAUUGGGAGGAGAAGCAAAGUUGUCCUGUCCAAACAAGUCUGAGUAUAGUGGAGUUGUCUAGCAGGGGUGUUAUCUCCCGACGGGAGGUUACAGAUGAGUUGUUAGAUCUUAAGGACAUUGAAGACCGACUGCCCGCGGGCCUCUCACCUCCUAAGGAAGUCUUUGUGAUUCAAUCUGUGUACGAGUCAUCUGAUAUAAUAUCACGACCGGAUGGCGAGGGGGUCGUUGGUCAGGUGCUGAGGGUGAUCCAGGGCCAAGCUUACGGCCCGGCCCCUUUAGGCUUCAUUGUUACAACCAGAAAUGCUGAUGGUAUCAUCACAAGUAGCGUCAAUGGCGACCCGGAACUUACUAAGUUAGUGCUAGUGCCGUCACGUCUAACCAGAUCCGGCGUUAUAUCCCCGCCGGAUCCCACUAAGUGGACCAACGAAAAAACGAGAUCUAGUGGAGACAUGAGUCAUCAGAUACCGGACCAUCAGAUCCCGGACCAUCAGAUCCCGGGCCUAGAGAUGUAUGCUAUAGCCAGGAGACUGAUCGAUACUGGUUUAACUGACAACGAAAUUUCGUCAGAAUUCUAUUGGCUCAAUAACUUGGAUCCACCGGGGGGAAACAAUAAUAGAUCGAGGACAGAUGAGGUUUGGUGGAAGAAGAAUGUGAACUGGAGUUCUGUGGAUAGUUUUACUCGUUUAUUUUAUUUGCUGGCAGUUCUAGACAAAUGGGGUUUGGCGUUGUCGCAGGAGGAGGAGAAGUCAACUGCCCCAGAAGCUGAAUGUUUGGAUGAAAUAAUGUUAGUGUUAGAGGAGCUGGCUUAUCUUUACAAUACGAGGCAUCUUUCGGUUCCAUCGGAGUUGAUUGAGAACUUUUCAUUACUGGUUUAUAGAGAAUUUCUUCCUACGGAGUUGAGUCGGCGAGUUUAUUGUUAUUUGUAUUCGCGGUUCGAUUACCUGCUUUUGAAUCAGCAUUGGAGCUUAUCAGGAGUCAGUAACGGUGAUGUGUUGGGAGCCCGGGAGCGGUCGACAAGUUGGUGGUUGCAUGAUCGGAAUAUAACGGAGUGUUACGAGGCUCUGAAGUCAGUGGCGAGCUCGAUGUCGUGGUCGAGUGUAAUACGGCUUGUGAACAAGGCCGCAGCCUACAAGUUCCUUCAGGUACCGGGGGGUGGCGUGGCCGGUCAGUCUUUGCGUUUCUCACAAUUAAUGAACAUUCCGUGGGCAGAAUUUACGGAUGCGAACCAGAUCGGAUUCCCGUGGGGAAAGCACGGCCCCUGCAAUCGGCUGGACCUGUUCCUGGAUCUGUUAUGCGGUUGCAAGAAUGCCGCCGCAGCCUCCGUCGGCUCAGUAAGUCUGACGGUGGACCAGCUGCUCACACUCUACCGACUGCGGACGUUUCCGGAGGUGGGCGCUUUAACCAAGCUAUUUGAAUUCAGUCACAACACACGGUCCGAGAUCUACGAGGGCAAGAUCAACCACGCACUGAAACAGGAGAACAUCUCCGGAGACGUCCUCACCUGCUGUCUCUGGGCCAAAUUACGUCUUGCUUACUACCUUUCUGGCGCCCUUAUCGGCUAUGCCGUCGCAGGACGUACAAAAGAACUGGAACAACUCGUCCCUUCCGUUAAACACGUUCUGUACUAUCUCAAACUCAUACCCAUCGGUCAAUACCAGACCUUCCUCAGUGGACUCACGGAGAAUGGUGCUUACAUACUCGAUGGAAUCCUCGACCACUCCGACGAACUGGAUUGGUACCAUGACAACGUCGAAAACAAAAAAAGUCCUGUGGUCAACUACCUAUGUAUAUCGCUACUGCUUGCCUACGCUAUCACCGGACUCGCAGAUCCCAACGACUUUGCAAAAAUACUUUUCGGUACCUGCAACUCCAAGUCCUAUGCCGAAUGCCCCUGCAAUCAGGUCGACCUGGGCGAAGAUCUGGACUCACCUCCGCAUUACAUCUCCCUCGCUGGCAGACUCUCCCCCAGGACUGGAGACCGGGUCGAACAGGAAGCAGGCGGCUGCGCACGGCUUUCUGAAGCCGGCAAACGCUUCGACCUGAACAACCGAAAUCUUGACGCUGUGCAACCGACCGGGAGCCACCUCUCUGCUGCAGAACAUACCGACAACACGAGCACGCUAAGGGCCAAUGGCAUAGCCAGUGGUAUGGUUAACUUACAGCGAGUUCUUUCGCCUCCUCGGCCACCACAUUGUGACUCCAACGAGGAUGGUCGAGCAGAGCCGCAGGGGACUCAGCCGCAGGGGACUCAGCCGCAGGGGGCUCGGCCGGAGCCUCAGCGGGUUAGCGCAGAACCUCAGGAGGACACGGCACACGUCGCAGGGCGAGGCAGGUGUAAGCGGCAGGCCGCUGGACGCUCGACGAGCGACGAAGGGUCGUUUUUGAUGCAGCUGCACCGCAAAUACGACUUGAGUACUUUGCGUUCCACGGUCUACUUGUGUGCGGCUCUGCAUAGAUCGACGGGUGCCAGCAUGAGCGUUCUAAUGUCGUACCGGCUACUGGAGGAGUUGAAGUACCUCAUGCACGAGCCGCACAACAACGUUGAUCUGGUCAACCUCGACUGUCACGACCUGAACACCGACCAUAUCUCUUGGUACAAGAAAUUACACACCGAAGCCCUAAAGGCGACCAAGCGUCAGACCACCAUUCUGGGAGCAGCCCUGGGCAUUCACCUUGCUGCCUGCGAGCCGCCAUUGACGACUCUGAGCAAACACAUGCAGCCAAGCCGAAGCACAUCGGACGGUCGUCUCUCGGAUGGUCGUCUUUCUGAAAGUCGCUUUUGUGAAAGUGUUCUUUCGGAAAGUCGCGUUUGUGAAAGUCGUCUUUCGGACGGUCGGAGCGCGAGUUACGACGAGCUUUAUUUGUUCAAGUGGGCGUUCUUCCAGCGGUAUUGUGAGUUACACUUUUCAGAUGGGACUGCUCCGGAUUGGGAGGAUAGUUCUCUCGGCAGCACGUUAACGAUAGGCCAGGAGACGAACUUCCGGUUGCUGAUGGAACGGAGUCAGUUGUUCAUUUGGGGUGUCGGAUUCCUGAAUUGGGCCGCGUCGGAUUGGAGGAUUGCGGAAGUGACGCGUCCCUUGUUGUUCGACGACCAGUUGUUACUGCGUAACGCAGAGGCUGUGCUGCUGCGGUGUGUGACGUGGGGUCUGCUUAAUUGGACCUUUAUUAAUGCGGACGACCUGAAGCAAUUUGUUUACAUCCCUCUGCUGGACAUCACAGUGGACGGCCUGGAGGACCAUCCUCUGAUCCGAACCUCGCCGCUGUACGGUCUCUACCAGGAGAGGCUGGGUCUACGGAAGCGCAGAUACCGACUGCGAAAGGAGUCGCCCAAGCCGGAUUUACUGUCGCUGCAACACGCGGAAUUGCUGCGAGAAGGAUGCGAGAUACUCCGGCAACGCAUGACUGCCGUUGCGGAAAGUCUCCUAGCGGGGACCGGUGAACCCCCGAUCGAUGCAGGGCGCCUAGAGGAAACCCAUACCUUGGAGGCCAGUGCCGAUGACACCUGUUUGGGGGACGUGGGCAUGUCUGAAGGGAGGUCUUCCGUCUGUCUCGUUGCUCCACCCGGCAAUGAGGAGACCAGUCGCGAGGAUGUCAGCAGCUAUGUCACCGCCAUGACCGGACACGACGAGGUGACCGCUAUGGCCAUGGACGAAACGAAUAUGGGAACUGCACAGGACAGCCAGGGAUUUCCACCCGUUCCCUUCCUGAACGAAGCGUUGGCACCCGGGAAGGGCCCAGCUUUUCCUAGCGGCCAAAACCUGAACGAGCAGACGGCAGACGACCAGAAAUCUAAGAACCAAACAGUAGGCGACCAGAAGCCGGGGAGCCAGGAACUGGGUGAUCACCACCAAGAUCUAGAGGAUGAGGAUUUGGACGACCAGGAUCUGAAUGAACGGGUUAUUCGGGAGGGACUGGAGUUCCAACGAGAGCCACUGGAGAAGGAGGGUGUGUCGAGCCAGCAGUUACUGUCGUUGCACAUGGCUCUGGUGGCCGCCACGUCUUUUUUGCUGGGCUUGAAGUUCACCGGAAUGGACAACACGGUCGCUACGCAGUUCAUCUUGGAGGCUGGUACUUGGCUGCAUAGUGUUGCUUCGGAGUUAGUUUACGGCGUGUCGGAUACGAUGGUCUGGUUGGGGGAAUUGAGUAGGACACGGCUCUGUGGGAUUUCCGAGGCCGUCCAUGACCACGCACUAAAUGCAACGCUGGCAGGACUGGGACUAGUCGCAGCCGGUACAAAGGACUUGGUCGUCUUGAACGCCUUGGACUCAUGGUGCGGAAACGUCUAUGAAGACAGGUCGUUCGCUCUAUGGUUCCGCGCAGGACGAACUAAAGCCCUCAUACAGUCGGAAGCUCAACCUCGACAACCACAGACAGACAGACGAGCGAGGAAUGAGGAGUCGGACUCCUCUCAAUCAGACACAAGCAACCGUCCCGAUGUAAACACUAACCUAGAUGCCAACAAUCUAGAUGCCAUUGACGUCGAGAACAAACCCAUUGGUGACAAGACAAGGAUUGACAGAAAACGCUUGGCACUGGACAUCUUGGCUUCUCUGCCGAUGGGUGGCCACCUUGGUGACAACCGAGACCACCUCCAGAUUUUCGACAUGUUCUUCGACAUGGCCAGCGCUAAGAGCCAUCCCAUGAACCUCAUCCGUGUGGAAGGACUCCAAGAUGGCCGCCUCCUACUACGAAAGCAGGCGCCAGACGAUGUGUAUGUAAUGGACCCCAGCGAGAAUGUGCUUGCCCUAGCCGCUGUAUCAUCCAUUCCGUCCCAGUCCCUCAUCAACUGUUCCAACCGACGAGAUAGUCUGCACGUGGACAAGGCUCAAGCCAAUGUCACCUUUAUACAACCUUCAUAA